UCCAGAUGUAGUGAAGACCGUCAUCGUUUAAUAAUCAAAAGAUGAUUAUUUCCUAGCUCCUCUCGACGUCGUGUCAGGUUAAGCAGGUCUCCGUUUCGCUUUAUUCCAGCUUCAGAACUACUUGUUUUUGAAGCCGGUUCUUUGAUCUACACUGUGUUCACAAUAUUAACAUACAAUCACAAUGAAGCCGUCUUUCGCUCCCCACCGCAGUGCGUCCAACUGCUUUCAACCGUUUCUGACCAAAUACGGUGCUUGCAUUCUGGACGGCGGCCUCACCACGUCUCUCCCCAACAACGCGGAGAAGCAUUUCUUGUGGGGUCAUCAGCUAUUGUACAACCUCGACGGUGGUUUACCGGCAUUGAAGAAGGUGCAUUUAGACUUUUUGAACGCCGGCGCGAAAGUGAUAGGGACCUUGUCGUACAAAUUGUCCCUGGAGCUCGUCAAGGAGUGCUGGAAGCGGGGUAUGCUGAACGACAUGGAGGAAAAGUGCGCGAGGGAAGAAGAGCUGGAAUCGCAUACGGAAAUGUUGUUUCAACGAUCCAUCCAGGCAGCGAAAGACGCAAGAGACGAGUAUUGGUCGGGAGCAGUUGCAGUGAAAACUGCUUCUACAAGUACCACUACUGCCCUCAGUAAUGAGGCAUCCAAGCCGCCUGCAACAGCCGAAAUAUCAGACGAAAGUGUCAAGCCCUUGGUCUUCGGCAGCGUCGGACCCUGUCGCGACUCCACCAUGCUUUUUGUCGGGGCGACAGAUCCCAACACGAGGUCCGAUGGUAGCGAAAUGGAGAUUCGCAUGCGGACAUAUUACCGACAGAAACUCGGGAUGCUGAAAAAGGUACAUCAACUUCUGGUCGUAUGAAGAUUGUUGUUUGAUGUAGUUGCAUCGCAAUCUGAGUGAACGUAUGUUUGUACGAACGACAAAGACAAGAACGGUAAAUUUCCUUCUGUGCAGUUAAAAGAAUUACAUCACAGAUGAUUUUAAACCCGCUCUAUACAACAACUACUUAGGCUGGCGUGGACGGUUUUUCCGUCGAGACCCUCGCCGGUUCCCGCGAGGCCCUGGUUGCGGCGGAGGAGAGCGCGGCUUUUGAUCUUCCCUUGUUGGUGUCUUUCUGCUUAUCAAAUGCAAAUAUGUCUGGGUCUGGAACAAAGCAACUUGUCAUGCUACAUCUGAAUCAUGCAAAAAUCUGUGUUGCAUGAUUACCAAAAGCUUUCCACUUUUGACCUAAUCGCGAGGCAGUUUCUCAUGCAGGAUAAGCAAGAUAGAAUUCGUGCGCGUCUCACAGAAUCUGUGAUGCUAUGUCCCACAUGCCAGACGUCAUGGGUCAUGGAGAACCUGCGUUACAAGCCUGGCAUUCUUCCAGACCCAGACAUUUGCAGUUGAUACUGGUGUCCGGACGACAAAGUUACGAACUCGGGGGAAACGAUUGAGGACUGCGCGAAGGCGUUGGAACCCUUUUCGUAUCAAAUGCAAAAAUGUCUGGGUCUGGAAGAACGCAUGUUUGUCAUGCUUGUCUGGCAUGAGUCUUAAAUCUGUAAUGCGCGUUAUCCAAGAGCCCUGUUUUUCUGUGAUGCAGAAACGCAGUUUGUCAUGCAGGAUAGGCAACACCUAGAAGCUCAGAAACUUGUCAUGCUAAGCCAGCAUUUGUGGCCUCAUCAUGAGACGCCACCCAGCAUUACAAGUUUCCAGACCCAGACAUUUUUACAUUUGAUAUUUCGCAUGUCCACGCCAUUGGGGUCAACUGCAUAAAUCCAUGGUAAGAUAUCCUCUGCAGAAGUAUCGUACUCGUAGUAAUUGCAGUCAUGCAUUACAAAUCUCGUUCCUAAGGCUAACCAGCAUGACAAAUUCCAUCUUUCAUGCUGAGCGAGUUUGUAUUGCAAUUACUGCUAGUACGAUGCUUUUGCAUUCCAUACAAGAUGAAAGUAAACGAUUUUUCAAAAAGCACUGCAGGACGUUGACCGAUCUUGGCUUUGUUUUUUUCUUCCGAUGUUGCUUCCAGAUUUGUCUACGUAGAUUUUUACAACCAACUCAUUUUCUUGCCGUAUCUUUUCCAAAACCCGCCCACGCCUCCAGCUUUGCCCCCGGCCUGGUGAGUAAACUGCGGCAGACCACCUCGCUCCCCAUCGCGGUGUACCCCAACAGCGGGGAAGUGUGGAACGCCGCGGAGGGGCAACUAUGCAUUGCAAAUAUGUCUGGGUCUGGAAGACAAGAACUUGUGAUGCUAAAAAGUCUACACCUUGUAAAAGUCUGUGGUGCAUGACUGCCAACAGUUGUCCACUUUUGAUGACCAAGUUGAGAGGGAGUUUCUGGUGCAGGACAGGCAUGGUAGAGAUUCACAGUAUCUGUCAUGCCAGGUCCUGUAUUCCAGACGACCUCGUGGGCCAUGGAAAAUCGGCAUGACAAGCUUCCACGCCCCCAGACCCAGACAUGUUUGCAUUUGAUGCCACCGGUGCUGGCACGACGGCGACCACAUGAAGGUUUUGGACGGCACGGACGCCGUGGCGUUUCACCAAGCCGGCGCGUCGCUGAUCGGAGGGUGCUGCUAUGCGUUGCAAAUAUGUCUGCGUCUGGAAGAGUGCCAACUUGUGAUGCGCAUCUCGCAACACAUAAAAGUCUCUCAUGCAUAGGUAGCAAAAGGUGCCCACUUUCUGUCACCAAAGUGGGGCAUUUGUCAUGCGGAUUCGGCAUUGCGAGAGCUUCUCGAAACCUGUGAUGCUAGAGCUUCCAUGCCAGACCUCCUGUGUCAUACAUGCAAAAGCAGCAUGACUCUUCCAGACCCAGACAUAUUUGCAUUUGGUAGCUGCAGGGUUUCCGUGGCGCAGAUCAAGCAGUUCAGCGACGCCUUGGUCGGAAAUAAAUAGGGAUAAUUAACUACAAAUUCGAUCGAGCGACUCGAAAGCGGCUUAAGGCAGAGACCGACGUUUGGAGACGGGUGUGCGGUCUAAAAAUUUUUGAGGACACAAGAAUUCUAAUUUUGAACUUCUGACGUUAAGUAGUACUAACGCAUAUUUUGGAAGGUGUAGAUGAGGAAAAAGAAAUCGUGUAUGAAGAUAAACUCCCGUCGUGUAUUGAACAGAAAAUCCCGAUGAACGCUGCAAAGACAUCCAAGGGUACGUGUAGA
Messenger RNA from Amoebophrya sp. A120, 3119 nucleotides. The record is from the annotation of a GenBank genome assembly. Lineage: Eukaryota; Dinophyceae; Syndiniales; Amoebophryaceae.